Molecule: messenger RNA, 3296 nt
Organism: Sphaeramia orbicularis (orbiculate cardinalfish)
Lineage: Eukaryota; Metazoa; Chordata; Actinopteri; Kurtiformes; Apogonidae
Product: monocarboxylate transporter 9
Exons: 6
Coding region: 438-1940 (500 amino acids)
Biological process (GO): monocarboxylic acid transport; transmembrane transport
Molecular function (GO): monocarboxylic acid transmembrane transporter activity
Source: RefSeq, a predicted model, not a curated record
ACCACCACAUCAUAGAAGCAGUCAUGGUAAACAAAGUGUGACUUGGGGUGCUUAAUGCUGCCGCAGUGAUGUAUAAAGUUGCUCUUCGCCACAAAUUAUUCAUAAAGGAGGUCUGAAAACUUGGGUCAGCAGAGGAGGCGAGCUUCUCCCCUGUGUAUGAAGGAUCACAGCUGAAUCAUGGAAGGGAAGGUGGGGUGAGGGGCCACAAAGCAGUGCAGCUUUUUCUUGACUUUCUCCUCCUUCAAGGUGUGGUUACAGAGGAAGGGACAAAAGGAGCCGCUUUUAUGGGUUAGUUGCAGUCAGUCUGUGUUCAAGACCUUACACAGGUGUCUUGCCUGUUCGCCUGGGCCAAGUGCUCCAGCAGCCUUUACAUCCAGGCUUUGUGAGCCCUUCCGCUAUCACAGCUGUAGCAGAUCCCAGAGGGCGGCAGUAACACCAUGGCUCCAUCUACUCAAGUGCUGGACGGAGGAUGGGGGUGGGCGAUUGUCGUGGCCUCAUUCAUGGCACAGCUCCUGGCCUACGGAUCACCCCAGUCCGUGGGCGUCCUGUACCCAGAGUGGCUGCAUGCCUUCCAGGAGGGCAAAGGCAUGACAGCUUGGGUGGGCUCCCUCGUCGCUGGAGUGGGCCUAAUAGCCAGUCCUAUCUGCAGUGCUUGUGUGGAUAACUUUGGGGCUCGUCCAGUGACGGUCUUCAGUGGUGUGAUGGUGGCAGGAGGCCUGAUGCUCAGUGCCUUUGCACCCAAUGUCCAGUUCCUCAUCUUCUCUUAUGGGAUUGUUGUUGGCCUAGGUUGUGGUCUAGUCUACGCAGCCACGUUGACAAUCACCUGUCAGUAUUUUGACAAGAGACGCGGCCUGGCCCUCGGCAUUGUCACUACAGGUACAAGUUUUGGCGCUUUCAUCUACGCCACUGCACAGAAUGAACUGAUUGUCCUUUUUGGCCUCGAUGGCUGCCUGCUCAUCAUUGGAGCCGUUGCGCUAAACUUGAUGGCCUGCGCUGGCUUCAUGAGGCCCCUCAACAUGCCAGGUUACUACCUCAAACAGAAGGCUGCUUUGGAACGCCACACAGAAGAGCAGCUUUUCGAAAAGCCCCAGCUGGAUGACUUGAAGAUUACAACAGGUUCCUCCACCACCACUCCAGAGAAAACUCUGACAGUGAAGGAGCUGCUCAUCACCAUCGAUUCCAAGGACUUGUCCAUUCAGACAGAGAAGAAGAAAGGAACCUUCCUGGCUGGCUUGGCCAUCAUGAAAGUCAUCAAGAAGAAGCAACAAUCUUACAGCAAAUAUAUCCAUUCAAUGCAUGAAAUCCUGCAGGACCAGGCCAUGGUGGCUUUCUGUAUUGGUGUGUUCCUGUUUAGUCUUGGGGCGUUUCCUCCUGUGCUGUUUAUUGAGGAUGUGGCUCAGAGUGAGGGACUCAUUGAAGAAGUCAGCGUAUUUCCUCUGGUUUCAAUAGGGGCCAUUGCCACUGGUGUGGGUAAAUUAGUACUGGGUAUCCUGGUGGACAUCAGAUGGAUCAACGGCAUCUAUCUGUAUGCUUUCACCAUGUUCGCCGGGGGUGUAGCCCUGCUGCUUAUCCCUAUUACUAAGAGUUAUCUUGGCCUGCAGAUCCUGUCUGCUGUCUUAGGUUUCUUCUCUGGAAACUGGUCUCUCACCUCUUACAUUACAACAAAGAUUGUUGGUUUGGACAGACUGACUCAAGCCCACGGCAUCCUGAUGUUCUUUGGAGGCUUUGGGAUCAUGCUUGGACCCCCUGUUGUAGGUUGGUUCUUUGACUGGACGCAGUCAUAUGACCUGGCAUUUUACUUCAGCGGGAGCGUCGUGGUGCUGGGUGCCCUCAUUCUGUUUGUCCUCACCCUUCCCUGCUGGAACAGGAAAGACACUGACAAUGACAGGCCAGACAUCCACUACACCAGCAACUGUGACAAAGUUGCUUCUGUAGCGUGAAUAUGAAUACCUGACAUAAGGACUCAUGUCUCACGCCAACUGCCCAGCAACUGUCUGCUGUACCUAAACACCUCUAAGAGGAACUUCUCUCUUUGAUUUUUGAGGGAGAUCUGCUACAAGGUGUUACGAAACCAAAAUAUUAGCCAGAGGUUUUGAAAUACAGGCUCCUUUGCUGUACCUUGCCUGCAUUUCUCAGGUGGAUACCAUAUACUGCAAAUGUUUUUAAAGAUUUUACCUAGAUGCCUGUGUUGUUUUUUUAAUUAUUGCCUCAUUUUAUGAGGUACACUAAACAAUACUACUAGCUCCCUAUUUUACUGUUUUUUUAAUUCUUGGGAGCUCUGAAAUAAGAUGGUACCUCUCAUAACAAUGGGAAGACAAAGGCUCGUGAAACCCUAAUACUAUUUAAAACCAAUAUGCAAAUGCACAAAACAUCUUCCAGAAAUUCUAUCUGGAACAGAGAAUACAGGGAUUGGACUAGUGGGGAGAUCUUUGACAAUUGUAAGUCUCGCAACCUGUUUUUUAUUUGGGAUUUUAAUUUUUAUAUGUUUCAGUUACUUCACUAUGUAACUUACCAAAGCAUCGAUGAUAGUCAAUGCCUGGCAACACAUAAUGCCUGUGGAACAACACAUAAGCCUUGCUUUAUAGAUAAUCUUCAUUUUCAAGUGCAUUGACUUUUACAUUACUUUUACAUCUACUUUUAUACUUGUGUGAUUUCAGUUUACCUGUAGGUUUUUGCACAGUCAAAAUGUUAUAAGUAACACUGAUAACAUCCUACUGUAACCAUGUUGACUGCAUGUUAACUGAUUUUGUGGCAUGAUUAUCACAAUCAUUCUAAGCAGGCUGGACCUUUCCCAUUAUACUCUCUGCAUAUGUGUACUUUUGUGUUAUGUGUUUAACUGGGUUUAUGUAUGUGUGUUGUUUGAUAAACUUUUCUAUAAAUGUUUGUUUUAUGUUCUUGCCUAGGUGAGGUUUAUAAACACACAGUGGGUCAUAGGUGCACAUUUAGGCCUUCUGUGAAAAUGAGAUGAGUUAAGUUGGACGUUUAUGUCACAAUAAUUGUAAUGACUGUUUUUGCAGUAGGCUUUUAGAAUCACUUGAAAGUUGUAGUCAGGUCUCAGGCAUAAGGGUUAAUCUGGGACAGUAGUGUUUUUUUAGUGUUAGUAGGAGACAUUUCAGGGUGCGAAUGGGUGUGUGUACAAUACAAAAAGCUCUGACCAAGAAGGCUAGAGACAGAUGGACUGUCACUUUUUCGUCAGUGCUGCUAUUUUUUUAAAUGCCAGUAUUAUACAGUAAUAAUUGUGUAUUUCUGUUCUGCGAUUUUAUUUAAAAUGUGCCAAUAAAUGAUAUUUAAAUACA